Suillus clintonianus is the source of this 519-nucleotide messenger RNA. RefSeq lists its product as uncharacterized. The record is from RefSeq and is a predicted model, not a curated record. The annotation marks the transcript as partial. Lineage: Eukaryota; Fungi; Basidiomycota; Agaricomycetes; Boletales; Suillaceae. The transcript has a single exon.
AUGGCACUGCCUAAAGAUAAGCCGACGCUCCAGUCAACAAGUAGUGGCAACUGGACUAGACCAGAUAACGUGUUUUGUACUUCUCAUACUCUACAUUCGUUCACUUUAUGCGAUACAGCCCCGAGACGUCGCCCGCCAUGCACUGAUCAUGUCCCAAUCUACAGCACGCUUGACCUCGACAUCCCACGCGCAACUACCUCGAUCAGCCCUAACUACAGAGACGUAGAUUGGGACGAAUUCCGUGGAGCGCUAACCAGGAACCUCGCCGACAUACCACCACCAACCAUCAUAACGACUGAAGAACAAUUCCAACGCGCGGCAGCCGAUCUCAGCAACGCAAUCAAGCGCACAGUGGAGGAAAAAGUGCCGAAGUCCAAGCCAAGCCCCCACGCUAAGCGAUGGUGGACGAAGGAGCUGACGCAGAUGCUAAAAAGGAAGAACGAGCUAAGUGGUCAAUCAUAUAAACUUAGAGCAUUACCUGAGCAUCGCAUCCACGAAGAACAUCGACAGUAUCGCAAC